This is a messenger RNA of Phalaenopsis equestris, 1249 nucleotides long. Its product is annotated as la-related protein 1B-like. NCBI's taxonomy places the organism in Eukaryota, Viridiplantae, Streptophyta, Magnoliopsida, Asparagales, Orchidaceae. Bases 79 to 1086 code for a protein of 335 amino acids. The transcript is spliced from 6 exons. Gene Ontology annotation, molecular function: RNA binding. The record is from RefSeq and is a predicted model, not a curated record.
AUAAGAAUUCCCUUAUUGUUCUCUUCUCCCAUUCUCCUUCUCCUUCUCCUUCCAAAAUCCCACCACCGACAAUUCCCAAUGUCAGGCGAGAACAAUUCACCGUUCCCCUCAGGCGUGUCCAAUGGGCAGAAGCUGACAACAUGGAGAAGACCAUGUAAUGAGCCAAUUACCAAUGAGUCGUCAGCCAAUGUUGGAUCGGACGUGCCGCCAUCACUCCCUGACUCUAUUAGAUCUUCUUCCCAAUGUUCCUAUUCAAAUGCCGCUCCCCCGGUUCCUCCCACUUUGAAUCAUAAUUCUGAUACCAGCAGCAAUGCUCGUGUUUUUCAAAAUGAUUUACUUUCAAACUCGCUACGUUUGCCAAAUGGGAGCCAGAAACCUUAUCACAAAGAGGAAAUCAACAAUUUAAAUUUCAGUAGAGAUGACACCCACAGCCAAGGCGGAUGUGGUUACCUGUACAAUCAGGAUCGUCGUCAUGAGCAGUGGUCGAACUCUUAUCGAGGUUCAACUGGUUGUAUGCCUCCAUGCAUGCAAUUCUCUAGAGAGCAACCGCGACCUUAUAUGGUACCGAUGAUCUAUCCGCCUAUGCAUCUGACGUUCAUUAGUAAUGUCAUUCCCUUCAAUUGGUACAGUACUUAUGAAGUCCCCAAUGUCAUACCAGUCUGUCCGCAACUUCAAUAUUUGUGCUGGCCAAAUUUUAUCCCUUAUCAAGGAUUUUAUGCAGCGCUGCAAUCAAAUUUUUCUUUUUUGCUGCUUAAUCUACGGGCUAACUUGCGGAAACAGAUUGAGUACUAUUUCAGUUCGGAGAAUUUGUACACCGAUCAUUACCUGAAAAAGCAAAUGGAUGAUCACGGUUGGGUUCCAGUAACUUUAAUUGCACAGUUUAGGAGAGUUCAACGAUUAAUGGACGAAAGACAAUCCAUAUAUGAUUCUUUCAGGCUCUGGAGCUUCAUGGAAAUGCAGGUUAUGCCGUUAGCCGACGAUAUCCAGUUCAUAUUGGAUUCCUUAAGGCUUUCAUAUUUUGUAGAAGUGCAGGGUAAUAAAGUGAGAAAACGGCAUGAGUGGGAUAAAUGGGUAUCACACUCAUAAACUUCUACUCGUUCCAGUGUAUGAAUCUCUGAGAAAGUUUGUACGGUUAGAGAAUUUCAAUGAUAAGAAAAUUAUUGGGUUAGAAUUAAUCAUUAAGAUUUUAUCAGGAUGAAAAUCAAAAUUUUGGAAUUUAUUUUGAUAUGAGUGUAAUACAUACAUACCA